Molecule: messenger RNA, 722 nt
Organism: Tachysurus fulvidraco (yellow catfish)
Lineage: Eukaryota; Metazoa; Chordata; Actinopteri; Siluriformes; Bagridae
Product: myelin and lymphocyte protein-like
Exons: 4
Coding region: 115-582 (155 amino acids)
Biological process (GO): myelination
Cellular component (GO): membrane
Molecular function (GO): structural constituent of myelin sheath
Source: RefSeq, a predicted model, not a curated record
GUUAAAAUAGGUGCACACACACACCUCAGCUCAUUCUCACCUGUUGAAGACAGGAGUGCGGAUACACUGAGACCCACACACACACACACACACACACACACACACACACACACCAUGGAGAGUGUUGGGACGCUGCCAAGUGGAAUCUCAAUCUGCUGCUCACUCCCCGAUAUUCUGUUCCUUCCUGAACUUGUGUUUGGAGGCUUGGUGUGGAUUUUAGUAGCAUGUACGUACAUUUUCCCUGCUAACCCCCAGGCGUAUGUCAUGGCCGUUUCAUUGUUCUGUUUCUGCAUGACCUUCAUCUGGAUGAUGUCGUUCAUGUGUGGAGCUCAUCACAGCCGAUCCUCAUGGGCUGCUGCUGAUGUACUGUAUCAUGGUUUAGCUGCUUUGCUGUAUCUCAGUGCUUCAGUCUUUCUCGCCUAUAUCACCAUUUUGUAUGGACAAGCUUAUAAUGCUUCACCAUCGGAUGACACACUGAAAUACUACAGACUGGACAUCUCUGCUGUGGUGUUCUCCUUCAUCACCACACUGCUGUACACCAUUCACACCCUCUUCUCUGGCAUACGAUGGAAGAGCUUUUAAACCAGGGUGUUUCAAAUAAGUGUGUGUGAGAGAGUGUGUGUAUGUGAGAGAGUGUGUGUAUGUGAGAGAGUGUGUGUAUGUGAGAGAGUGUGUGUAUGUGAGAGAGAGUGUGUGUGAGUGAGCGAGAGUGUGUGUGUGUG